Molecule: messenger RNA, 10779 nt
Organism: Lepisosteus oculatus (spotted gar)
Lineage: Eukaryota; Metazoa; Chordata; Actinopteri; Semionotiformes; Lepisosteidae
Source: RefSeq, a predicted model, not a curated record
UUAACAGUGUGUAGUUAAUUCAUAAAUGUAUAGAACAUAUAAAGAAAUAGAUACUGUUUAGGAAGGCAUGUGAUUUUUGUAUGUAAUGCAGGUUUUUGGAACUAGCUAACACUUCCCAGUGAUGCAAAAUAAAGUUUAGUUAGAAACAGAUUUUGCAAACUCCAGUAUGUUUACCAGUUAAAUCACACCAGAUAGGGAAGUAUGAAUACUAUCUAUGUUAAAAACAAAUUAUAAUUACUACAGUAAAAGUUACAUUUUUCCUUAUUCUAAAAUAAGUUGGAUGUUGGAUCUGUUUCCAGCACUGCUGCUAUAACACUCUCAAAAAGAAUUGGUGGUAACACCUUUGCUACAAAAGAUGUUAGACCUACUGCGAAGGAUGUUAGUCCUGAUGGGAAACCUCUGAAAGGCAUCGGAGUGGCAGAGCUUUUUAUGAGGAACAGGCACCUUGGAAAACUGCAGUUUCUGCAUCUGAACAUUGCUAGCACUUGCCCUUACAGGCCCUACGAUCUUCAUGUUGUGCAGAAGAGCAAGGCAAAUCCAGAGCACUAUGUGUUCUCACCCUCUUCUGUGCUGCAUGUGCAGCCCAACCACAGCUCUGAUCUCACACCCCUGAGGGACUGGCACCGGGAAUCUAUACUCUGGAGUGCUCUGCAGAAAAUUCCUUUCUUCCGGAACUUCCUCAUCCGCAAGACAUUUACAUGCUGGCACAGAAAUGUUCGUCAGCUCCGUCUGCAUAAAAGAUGUGAGUCCUUACAGCGCUUCCUGCUGAUAGCCAUACCACAGUUCAGAGAGGCCCUUCUUCAGCUGUCCAGACUUAUUGAAGAACUGAAGAGAGUUCAUUGGCUGCCUCAGGAUGCCUCCCAGUCCUACACACUUAUGGAGUUCCAGAGCACUCUCUGUAGGAAACAUCAGGAGGCACGAGGACUGCUGGAACAAUUUCUGCACUACCGCACUCUCAUACUGCUCAUGGUCCAGGAGGACAGUUACAGGGUGUUCCAGAAACUGCAAACCCAGCUGGAGCACUUCAGGUUAGGUCUUGGGAGGGAGCCACUGUACCUGCAGGUUGCCCAGCACAGGGCCCUGGAGCAGAACCUUGAGCAAGCUGAGUGUGUCCUGCAGCGUCUGGGAAGCCUGGCCUCCCUCACAGGCCAUAUGAUAGUCCACACCAUGGUCACUAUUAUCGAACGAGAAGUCACUUCCUUUGUCAAUGACGUCAUGAAGAGUGGACAACCUGGCCGAGUUAGCCUUUUCCAGGCUCAGCUGGUGUUUGGCACUGAGAGUCAGCUGACUUUGUUUCCACCUGUCACGCUGUUUGAGGAGACUCUGUCAGGGGCCUUGCAGUCAGUGGCUAAUUCUGCUCUCCAGGUAUUUGACUCCUUCAGUUACACGGAAGAUAUAAAGGGGUUCCUGGCAGCAAGUAACUCCACAGUUUGUGCUCCCAGGGGGCCACAGGAGUGGAGUACCUCCAGAGGUCUAGGGGACACAGAAAACGAGCUGAAGGACAUUAGUCCUCUCAAAUUUCCUCCCAAGCUGGACUGUGGGGCUGCUCCAGAUCCUGGGCUGGUUUUGUCCACUCUGGGUCCUCUAAGAGUCCGGGGACAGAGGCUGAAAGCCCAGUACUACCCACUGUCCAGGUGCCAGCUGGAGUGGCACCUGAGUCUCAAUCCAGAAGUGCAGGAGGCAGAGAGAGAGCAGGAAAGGAUGAUAAAGAAGGCUCUCAGUGAAGUGCAGCAGUUCUGCAAGGAACACAGCUGGCUGUCUGAUAUUCACCAUUUCAUCAGCCUCUGGAGUCCCAAGUGCCUGGAGGGCUUGAGGGGCUGCACAGCCAGUCAGUAUGAUGAGCGUAUACAGGUGAUCAGAGGCUGGACUGACAAAGUAAAGACUGUGCCACAGAAGUUUACCACCACAAACAAGAUCAUGACUGUGGAGUGCAUAGAUGUCCAGAAGAUAGAGCCUGUGCUAUGUUCAAUUCAUGGAGACAUUCUGAGUCUUCUGACAUCUGAAGUGGAGCAGCGAUCAGAGACCUGGAUGUUGGAGUUGAAAAGGGCAGUGGGGACUCUGCGUGUGGCAAAUGCUGAUUUCAGUGCUUUUGCUCAAUAUGUCAGCAUGGUGAAAUGCUACCAGAAAAUGUUCUAUGACCUGCAACAGCAGUUGGACUAUGUGCACUCCCUUCAGGAGACCAUCCGCACGAACUACCGGCAGCUCAGCAAGGCUGAGGAAAGCAUGGAUGAGCAGAUGCUGGACUUGUGGGACAGUUUUGUGCCUCUUCUGCAGGUCGCAACUGAAACAGUCAGCACACGGCUUCCCUCCAUGGUUGAGACCCUGAAUAGCAUCUAUACCUCUUUGUCUGAGGAGCUACAGGGCCUUGUGUCCACUGCCACCACAGGCCAGUAUCUGCAGCCUUCCCAGUGUGCUGCAGUAGUGCUGGAGGAGCUGAAGGGAAUAGCUCAACAAUUCCAGACUGUGGCAGGAAAGCUAUAUGACCUGAACAGGACUAGCCAGAGCCUGACAGGAAGCCCACUGGACUUGUCUUUCAUCCCUUCUACUGAACGGAAGUUAGAGGCCAGAAAGGGUGUGUGGGAGCUCCUCAGCCAGGCCACAAUGCAGAUCAAUGAGUGGAAACGCAUUCUAUUCAGUAAGUUUGUGGUGGCACAUGCACAAGAGAAGGUUAAUGAUUGGCUCAAUCAGGCAUCCUUGCUGGUUCAAACUCUACCGGCCCAGGACAAUGUCUUCAAAGAGACCAUGCAGCUCAUUGAGAACUUCAGCCAGCAGCUGCCCCUACUGCUCAAGCUCAGCAGCCCCACACUCAAGCACAAACAUUGGAGACACAUUUUUAAAGGACUGGGUUUGAUGUAUGAGACUGAAUGGCACCUCACAGUUGCAGAUUUGCUCCCCAAAAGUCUGCUGGAGUAUCAGAACAGCAUCACCAAGGUCUGGCAAGAUGCGAAAGCCGAGGCGGACAUGGAACAGGCAUUCAGGAAAUUGCAGAGGAGGUGGAAUGUGGAGCACUUCCGCUUGGCUAAUUUCAUUGUGAAAGUGUGGCAAGAAGAUCCACCCCCUGACCGCUCUAAGAGGCCACCUAGUGGUCGCCUGCAUGAUGUGACAAGAAAGCAGCACUAUCAGGACAGUGGCACCUUCACUAUUAUAGGCUUUGAGAAUCUCCUGGCUCUUGCUGAGGACAGUGUGAUGACGCUCUCCAACAUGAUGCUAUCUCCUCACAUCUCAGAGUUCCGACAGGAGGUAGAGAACUGGGUGCACCUUCUUCAGGAAUUGGAAGAGCUCCUAGGUUUCUGGCAGCGAUACCAGCAGGAGUGGGUUUUCCUUAGCAAAAUAUUUUAUGAAACUGAAGUCAGCAUUCAGAAACCUGAGCUGGGAACAGAAACAGACGAGAUUGCAAUUCUGUCCUCUGCAGUGACACAAGAGCUUCAGGAGAUAGGUCUGCACUCAGAUCAAUGGACCAUCAAGAAUGUCCUCUCCCUUUAUGAAGCACUGAAGCUGUCAAGAGCUGUCAUCCUUGUGGGACCAGCAGGCAGUGGAAAGACUGCCUGCUACAGGACUCUGGUAGGAGCCUUAAGAAAACUGGCGGUCAAAACAGAGGAGGAAGACUAUAAUGAGGAGUGCAUGCAAAGUCCAGAGUCUGUGACUUUGAAAUCUAAAUGGAGUUCUGUGGACACUAUGGUUAUCUUCCCCAACAGUGUUUCAGAGGAGGAGUUUUCGGGAAUUUGUAAUCAUGAUGAGCAGCAUGGCGGUUGGUGGAGGGCAUUUACAAAGAUAUUGAAGGACUCUGAAAGACGAGAUUUCUCCACAAGAGAAAGACAAAAAAGCCAAACUCAUAAAGGAAAGUGGGUGGUGCUGGAUGGAGAGCCCUUGGCUGAAGGUUGGAUGGAUCAACUUAGCACUUUAUUUGAUCUUGAAGAUCCAUAUCUGUGCUUCUCCAGUGGUCAGAAAGUGAGACCUUCUCCUGAACAAGUCAAGUUACUCAUGGAAGUGACAGAGCUGGCCAGUGCUUCACCAUCAACUGUGACACGGUGUGGGAUAGUUUAUCACUCUGGGAAAGAAGUCUGGAAAGCCAUAUGGAAGGCAGAACUGGAGACACUGUACCGGGAAUUCUCUCUGGAUCAGACAACUCUGAGACUGUGGAAUAGGCUGGCAGAAGACCUGUUCUCAAGCACACUCAGCUUUCUUAAACACAAAGCACUUUCCCCAGUACUGCUUGAGGGCAGCAUCCUCAGUGCAGACAAGACAACGGCACAUGGAGUGCAGGAAGUGAUGUCAUUCACCAGGAUUCUGCAUUCUUUCCUAGAGCAAUAUCUCAUUGGGAAAGGCAAAGCGCUGCUGGCAGGACCCAGGAACAUAAACAAAACUGCUGAAAGUCCUUCAACAACUAAGUUGGAAGACCCUGGAAACCUAUUAUCUCAGAAGCAUCUUCAAGCCAAAAACAUAUUUGUGGUGUCAUAUGUCUGGGGUUUUGGAGGACAUCUGCAUCCCAAAUAUUGGUUGAGGUUUGAUGCCUUUGCCAGGAAGUCACUCUAUGAGAGCUGGUACAGCAUUGAAAUACCCCAGGAGGGGACUGUUUAUGAUUACUUGAUUAAUCAGAAUGAGGGAACCCUGGAGAUGAUGAACACUGGACUUUUAAACAGCAGGAUAAAGACCCCUCCCUUGUCAUACUCUAUACCACCACAGUUUGAGAAGUAUGCAUAUCUGCUGGAUGUACUGUUGGAUUCCAGACAGCCAGCCCUUUUAGUGGGAGAAACCGGGGCUGGAAAAACCACCUUGUCCCAGUCCCUGCUCAACUACGAACGUCCCCACGUGCGGCUCCCCAUUACCCCCUGCCUCAGAGCUGCUGACGUACGUAAUGUGCUGGAGAACAUGUGGAGCCCCAGGGCUAAGCUCUCAGCAGCAGGACUGUCCCCUGCGGGAAGCAAACAGUCUUGCCUGUUCAUAGAUGACCUCCAUCAUACCACAUGUGAUGUUGGUUCAAAAAUUUCAUCUGUGCUGGAGACCUUACGACAGUGCAUGUCAAAGGGUGGUGUGCUCACUUCAGAUGGUUACCACUUCAAGCUUUUAAACUCGGGUGCUGUGAGUUAUUUGGCUACCUGUGUUUCGCCUGAGUGCUGCAGUUCUAUGACAAUUUGCAUUUCUCCCCGUUUCUUCCGUCUCUUUUCUGUGCUCACCUUGCCAAGCUUAGUCACAGAACACCUAUUGUCUAUACACUCUCCCAGGGUGUUACACUGGCUGAAGGACUUGCACAUCACUGCUGUGUCACAAUACACAGAAUUAGCUAGCUGCAUUAUUGGUGCCACUGUUGAUCUCUACAGUGCUGUGAAAGAAAACUUUCCACCCCAUCAACAACAGCCAUACCUUCUGUUUUCCUACCAUGAUCUCCAGAAGGUAUUCCAAGGCAUGUUUCUUUGGACUCCUCGUACCACAGCACGACAGUAUCCUCAAGGAAAGACCAGCUCACUGGGAACAGAUUCUGCCCUGGGUUUUGCCAACAUUUCCUCAACACAUGGUUCUUUAGCUGCUGUUCUGAAUAUUACCCGUCUCUGGAUUCAUGAAUGUUUUCGCACUUUUGGAGAUCGUCUCUCAUCAGAGAAUGAGAAAAGAGUUCUAGCAUCUUUGUUAAAUAAAGUUUCACAGAAAUAUUUCUGCCCCAAAGAAUCUGAUUCUCAGAAAACCAAAGGGGAAAAUGAGUCAUGUGCAAUGCCAUCAGAAAACAAUCAAAACUCAGAGAAAUCAGAAAUCAUCCUUCCUCUGCCUGACAAAGAUGAUCAGAGUGAAGAUAUCAUUUCUUCUGAUUCAGAGACCUGUCAAGUCCAGUCUGAAGGUACUGUGGGUGACUUGACAAGUGUAGAACUCCCAGCAUCCUCACUGAAGACUGAGACUGAGGAGUUUGUGUACUCAUCUGAAGAAGAAAGUAGUGCAAGCACCAUCACUCCCAUAGAGCCCCUGGAGAGUAAUUUAGAGAUUUGUAGUGAUGAAGACGUGAAAAAGAUUCCAGCUGAAACAUGUGAUAAAGACAAUAUAAAUACCAGCUCUAGAGAUGAUGAACGGAAGUCUUUAUACUUGAAAGAAUCUUUUGCUAAAUCCUUGAUGACAACUACAAAAUCCACCUUUUCUGAUAGUGUGCAAAGUUUGAUUUUACAGCCAUCUCCUCCUAAACAAGGCAAGCACCCUAGAACAGCUGAUAAAAAUAUAAAAAGAAGAGACAACUUGGGAAUAUAUUUUAAACUAAGCAUUGUUAAUGAAGUGCCAAACCAAAAGAUAACAAGUUUUCUUCUCCCCAUCCAGUUACUUCAGGGUGUUGAUGCAAAGGAUAUAAUCUUCAGCACAAACUUCUGUGAAUCACUGCAGUCUCCCACUCAGCAGUACAGCCUCAAACGUAGCUCUGUAUAUCAGGAAAAAGAUAUGGAUCUUCUUAUUCAACAGCUGUCCUCUUUACUGCAGUGGCAGUGCCGAGAGGAGAUGAUUGACAAAGGUUUUGUUUCUGGGCCUGAAUCUAAAUUAGCUAUCUUCAGAGAGAGAGUACAACAGCUGACCCAUAUUCUAAGAGUCCUGCUGUUACCUAGAGGUCAUGCAGCCCUUUUUGGAAUGGGCAAGGGCACUGGCCGAAAGACACUUGUACGAUUUGCUGUAAGCUUCUCUGGCUACCGGCUGUAUGACGUAAAUCCCAACAAUGAGACAGAGGUCAGUGAAAUCCUGAAGGAGGCCAGCGACCACGCUGGGGUCUUUGGUGGAAGAGUAGUAAUUCUGGUGCACGAGGAGGUCAGUCAGUCUGUCCUAGAUAAGCUCUUGGCUGUGAUGGCAGAAGGCACUUUUCCAGGUCUCUACAACAAGGAUGAACUGAGUGCUGCAGUGCAGAAAAUAACAGCCUUGACGAAGAACACAAAGAACAGACUCGGAGAAGAACAGGUGCUAGAAAGAUAUUAUAAACAUGUACAGAAGAACCUGCAUGUUUUCAUCAUGUUGAGCCCUAAAUGCCAAAAACAUGCUGAACCCCUAAAAGAAAAGAUGCUUUCGGAGAUCUUCCUAAGCAGACUGCUAAAGCUGUGCAGUUGUGUGGAGAUGUUCCAGCCCUUGUCAGCUGAAACUCUGUCAGAGGUGGCUGCCAGCCGUCUACAGGAUGUUAUUCUGCCACCUGAAGAGGAAGGCAAAGGUGAGGAAGCAUGUUCAUUGGAAGUUCUCACUAAAUCUAUGGCCACCAUUCACCAGUCUGUCUUGAGAUAUGUUACUCACCAGGUACCAGGACUGCACCUCUUCAGUCUGCAGGUGUUUUUGGAGUUUACAGAGCACUUUCGUGAUAUAUUCACACAUCUGUGGCAGCAGGCCAGGGCCCAGGCCAACCGUGUUGCAACAAUCCUGAGAAGACUGAAGAUUUUAACAAAUACAGCGAAACAAUCCAGCCAGGAAGUGCUUUUUGUUCGGAAUGAGCUUAAGGUAGCACAGGAGCUUCAGCAGCAGCUCCAGCGUGAGGUGGAUGCUCAGAGGAUCCUGUGUGAGCAAACCAGGCAGCGCUGUCUGCAAGAGGAGAACAUUCUCUCUGAUCUCUCAGAGCAGCUGCAGCAGGCCCAGCAUGAGUCCCAGGAAGCUUUCCAGCAGCCCAUUCCUGGUCCCCAGGUCAGUUCCCUCUACCAGGCUGCACUGGAUGCUCUACAUUCCCUGACAGUGGCUGAUAUUGAGGAAAUCAGAUGUUAUCGAGUGCCACCAGAUGGAGUUGUUAUGGUGAUGAAUGCAGUAUGUUUGAUGUUUGGAAGGCCAAGAAACUGGGAAAGCAGCAAGCAACUCAUUGGACAGACCAGCUUCUUUCAGGACCUGGAGUUUUAUGACAAGUCUGGCAUCACAGACUCCCUGUUUACAGCACUGGGCAGGAUUGUUGUGCAGCCCGAGUUCCAGCCCGCAGUGGUUCGGGAGGCAAGUCGGGCCUGUGAAUCCCUCUGUCUGUGGUUGCAUUCCAUUUACCAAUAUGCCUCAGUACAACGACACUUGGCUCCGCAGCACAACCGGGUGCAUCAGGUGGAGGAGCAUAUGGUGAAGUCCCGCAUCAGGCUAGGCCAGGAGAGAGUGCAGGAGGAGGCAGCUAGGGAGUGUCUGGAGGAGUUGGAGAAGCAGUACCAGGGGGCGUCUCAGCAUGUGGGGGAGCUUACCCUGCAGCUACGCCAUGCAGAUGCCAGGGAAAGGGAGGCACACAGUGCUGCCCAGCUGAUGCACAGCCACAUAACAAACUGGACUGCUGCUGCCAAGAAAGCAACUGAGGAUAAUCACAAUGCUGUAGGAGAUGCCCUGGUCCUGGCUGCUGCUGCAUCCUAUCUUGGCCCCUUUAAUCCAGACGUCAGGCUAGAGAUGUUGGAAAAGUGGCAAGAGCUGUGCCACACAGGAGAGAUGCAACUGAAUCCUAGGGAUCAAAGGCACGAAGUCCUACCCACCACAGUGCCCCCUGUUCCUAGGAACAUUGUUCUCAUCCCAGUGAGCAAGGAGCUGCCCUUGUCCAAGGCUCUAGGAGGCUGUGUUAGUGCAUCUGAAACUUUCUCCCACAGACCAGUCUUGCAGCUAGUAAUCAGAAGAUCUAGGUGCCCAUUUGUCCAGCGGUGGCCACUGCUGGUGGGAUCAGCACAACAGGCCAAAUCCUGUGCAGAGGCCAUCCUAGAGGAGCACUUGUCACAUCUGGACUUAGAGAGCUCCUCACAGCCUGACACCUGGAUGGUCCUGUGUGCUGAUGACCCUACUCUGGUGGAGAAGAUACAGAAGGGAGCUGAGAGGGGUCUAGUGGUUCUGGUGACUGACGUGGAGAGAGUAGUGCUUUCUCCAAAACUCCUGGACUUCCUGCAGAGAAAGCCAGAGAAAUGGGCGUCAGGGCUCAGAACAGACUCUAUGGCAGCCCAUCAUCACUUUACAUUGUUCCUCAGCACUCAUCUGCCAGUCAGGGCCCUGGCACAAGAAUUAGAUUCUAAUAUCUUAAAGGUGGUGAAUGUAAUUGACAUUAGUUUGAGCCAAUCAGAACUGGAGGAGCUCCUCCUUAAAGAGCUUGUGCUGUCAGAGUGUCCAGAAGUCUGGGGCCAGAGGAGGACAGUACAAAUGGAGAAACUGCAGAUUGUGAAUAGAAUGCAGGAGGUGGAGGAUUCUUUAGUGGAGUACAUCCUCCAGUCUCUCACACCUCUCCUGGAAGACCCUUGUUUCCUCUCCCAUGUGUCUGAAUGUCAGAAAACUAUGUCCGUCCUGCAUCAAGACUUAAAGGAGGUGUCUGUAGAGUUGCAGCACCAUUGUGUACUACUGAAGGACUUUGAUGGAGUCGUUAAACUUGGAAGUGCUCUGUAUCAAGCCCUGCAGGAAGUCUCACGGCUCUCUCCCCUUUACUUUUUUCCUCUCCAGCCUUUUCUACAGCUGUUCAAAGUGGCAUUGGGCCACAAUGGGAGGACAGAGGGGGCAAAUGGGGGAGAGUUCACAAGCGCCACUAUGGCAGAGAUUACACACAGGAUAGUGUCUGAUGUCCUGUCCCACUAUCGGCCAUGUCUGUUCCAGAGUCAUGCCAGAUUCUUCCAGUUGUUAGUUUCUGUAGCUCUGAUCAGGCACAAUGAUGAAUGCACAUCCCUGGAGCAGCAAAUCUUCUUAAAAGGCCUGAAAGAUGUGGUCAGUUCUCUAGAUCUACAUAGCACCAGCACACAUCUCGUCAAAUGGGUAGAUGAGCACACCAUGAGGGAAAUAUGUUAUUUGGAAAAUCUAACUGCUUUUAAGGGCUUGAGCUCUUCCCUACUUCACCUGUCUGAGCAAUGGCAAGAGUACUUCAAGUUUCCCUCAUCCACUGUGAUUGGACCUGUCCCCUGCUCCUCUUAUGCUCAACUUUCUACUCUUCAGAAGGCAGUACUAUGGAAGACAUUGCAUCCUGAGUGGCUUUUUGCUGUUGCUGAGGACCUGGCUUACACCCAGUUGGGCCAAACCCUGGCAUCUGUAGAUUAUGCAACUACAGAGAUCUCUUCACAGCUCUUGAACCUGCCGGCAAUUCCAGUUAUUUUUCUCUUGCCACAAAAAGGAGAUCUGGGUCCUUCAACACAUCCACUGUACUGGAUAGAGCAGGCUGUGAAGACACAGGCAAAUCAGGUGAGGAUCCAUGUAAUUUCUUUUGGCUCCCAUUGCCAAAGAGAAUCUACUCUGCAUACCCUAGACACCUGCACCAGGGGAGGUCAUUGGCUGGUCUUCAACAACUGUCACCUACUGGACCAAUGGGACAGUGAGUUAGUCUCCCAGCUCUCCAAGUUGUUUUCCCAGACAGCCAGAGGUAAGCCUGUGGACCCCUGGAAGGAAGACGCAGAUGAUGCAGCCCCUGCAGCCCCUCUAGCGUGUGGAGAGAGACCUAUCCACCCGCAGUUCAGACUGUGGUUCAUCACACGGAGCGAUGCUCCACAGUCUAUCCCAGCUGCGGUGAAGGCCUGUGCCUUGCGACUAGCCUGCGACUCUCCCUGGGAGCUUAAGGAGACACUGUGCAGCUCACUGAGGCAGGCUGCCGCUGGUCCCUGCCCCCCUGCUGACCUACAGAUCCGCUGUGCUGUACUGCACUCUGUCCUGCUGCAGAGACAGAACUACCGUCAGAUUGCGCAGGGACAUCUGCACUGCUGGACCCAAGAGGAUCUGCUUGCUGUCUUGAAUGCUUGGGAAAAGAUUGAGAGACUGUGUGAGGACCCAGUCCAAGCCCUGGAGUUCAUAGCAGGUAGAAACGUAUACCAAAGGCUCAGGAAGCUGAAUCUGGUUUGUCAGGUGGACAAAUACAGCUUUACAAGGUUAUGGUAA